CGAAAAAUGAUAAAAUCUUUACAUUUUCCCCCGCUUUUGAUCUUGGCAUGAAAAGGGAAAGAUUGGGUAUCUGUGUCUGUAUCACUGCUGCACCCCGAUGACAAUCGUACCGGAAGGCAACCUGUCUCGUCCUUUUGUCAUUUCAAAAAGAGUUCAAACAGAAUAUGAAGAAAAGAGGAAAAGUGGCAUGGUACUAACAGGGGCUCGUUCAACUUUGAAGUAACAAAGAUAAAGAGACAACAAAAACGUGAAGGACCCUUAGAAUCAAAGAGGGCAAAAGAGGAGAGGAGAACUAGUAGACGAGGCCAACAACACGAGAAAGGAACUCCAAGAGGUAUAAUCUAAGCAUCCAUGACUCCCCCCUGCAACAUCCGUUUCUGUAAGAUUAUCCCCGGAACAAGUCUUGCACAUGGGUUACUGAAACUUCCAGGAAAAUUCACUGCAAAAUGUGGAGAUGGCAUGUCAAAUCCAGUGUUCCUCAACCUUCCAGAUUGUACUGAAUGGAAAAUACAGUGGACUAAGCAUGAUGGUGAGAUUUGGUUUCAAGAAGGAUGGAAGGAGUUUGCAACACGCUAUUCUCUAGAUCAUGGUCACAUGCUGUUUUUUGAAUACGUGGGAAUUUCUCGUUUUGAUGUCCACAUAUGUGACAAAAGUGCUGUUGAAAUAGACUACCGUUCCCACUUCACUCAUGACAACCCUGAUAAUUCUGUUGAAACUUUGGAUGAACAAUUUCAUGAUGAAACAGACAACAUUGUGCAGAUUAGUGAUGAUUCUGAGCAAAUUUUGGAUGAGCAAUGUAUCCGAAAGAGCGGAGUCAAAAAUACACAGUCACCUUCUCAACCCUGUAAGAAAAUGAAGAAUAGCAUCACUACAGAUGCUGGACGAAGCCCCAAUGGGGUAAAUUUGCAUCAGCAUGAUCAAAGUAGAAGUGCUGGUUUGCAAAAGCAAAAAUUUACGAAGCAGAAGUUAGAAGAAGAAAAGGGAAAAAGCAUUUUUCAUGGUGAAUGCCCAAAAGUGGAGCAAUUAACUUCCUCGGUUUUAAACAGAGCGACGAGUACUUCUAAAUCCAUGCAUCCUUCUUUCAAGCUUGUUAUGAGGCCAUCCUUUAUCAAUGCAGAUUACCUGGUUAUUCCGUCAGAAUUUUCAGAACAAUAUUUGAAGAAAAAAACAAAAGCAGUUGUCCUUGAGGUCAUGGAUGGGAGAAGUUGGCCUGUAAUUUUGUCUGGUCCUAGAAUUACUGCUGGAUGGCCGAAUUUUGCAUCAGAAAAUAAUCUGAAAGUGGAUGAUGUCUGUGUGUUUGAGCUGAUAACGAAGAUCCAGAGUCUGGCCUUCAGAGUUUCCAUUAUCCCAUCUGCAGGAAAACCUAGCACACCCAUUUUACAUGAUCAUUCAAAAAGCAGAAAAGUGCAUCCUGCAACUACCUCUAGAGGUGGGAGUUCAAGUGUAAGAACUUUAGUAGGCAAACGUGAAGAAGCCAGAGAAUUCUCAUCAGAAAAUCCCUUUUUCAUGAGCACUCUAAGUUGGCAAGGAAACACAACCAGAUGCCCGCGUGUGCCGAGAAACUUUGCGAGGAAGUAUUUCCUAGGGAUGAAUCAUGAUUCGAUAAUGAUGCAGUUCAGAAAUAUACUGUGGCCUGUAACCAUUGUAUUAACUAAAAGUGAUUUAUCAGGCACGCUUUCUGCUGGGUGGCCCACGUUUUCAAGAGCAAAUAAACUGCGAGCUGGAGAUGUUUGUGUCUUUGAGUUGGUCAACAGAGAUGUUAUGACACUCGAUGUUCAUGUUUUUAGAGAUCACAGUGAGGUGAUGCAUUAAGAGCUCUAUCUAUAUGUAACUUCUUAACUUCACUUCAUUGGAAUGACUUUGCUGUUGUUUACACUUCAAUCUCAAAUUGUUGGGUCUUUCGAGGAUUCCUAAUACGACCAUGAGAUGUAUGUGAAUGGAUUUGUAUCUGCUAAUAUAUGUAAUGCCUGUCUUCGUUUUC
Molecule: messenger RNA, 1981 nt
Organism: Vigna unguiculata (cowpea)
Lineage: Eukaryota; Viridiplantae; Streptophyta; Magnoliopsida; Fabales; Fabaceae
Product: B3 domain-containing transcription factor VRN1-like
Molecular function (GO): DNA binding
Source: RefSeq, a predicted model, not a curated record